UAAAUAUGGUAUGGGGACACCAGUUUCAUAAACAAGAUUAAUGCUCUUUCUGUGGACCAGAAAGGAAAGUGGGUUCCUAUUCCAGCCCCAAUAAGAGGCAAACCAUUGUCCAAAGAUUCUUAGUCCUUUUUCUUUUCAAUGAUCAAUAUUGGGGCAUACUCUAUUGUCACUAUCUUUUCUGUCAACUGAUAUCAUCACCUGCGUGUUAAAAGAUAAGGUCUCUCCCAUCUUCUCUACUUUACUCAUAUAUACCUCUAUAAAGAUGGUUCAAUAGAACUACUUUGUUAUAUGGAUGCACAUACAAACAGAGAGUAUUUCGAGGAUACAGUUCAGAAGCUCAAUGCAUGUAUUGCUGGGAGGAAGGCAGAUGGGAAGUAUAGAAAAAGGGUUGUUUCUCAUAUUCUUCUCUUACCUAUGUAUUUGUUCAACUUCAUCCCCUCUUCAGAAGGUCUUGCUUUCUUCAGAUCCUCUGCAGGAAACUCACUUGGGAGCAAAGUUUGCUCGCAGGUAUGGCAGCGGUUCUGUUGGUGAAAGUGUUGGGAGUGGUAUAAAACAUAACAGGAAGAUUGAAGGUGCCCAUGGUCAUGGAGCUGCUGCUGCUGGUGGAUCCAAUGGCAAUGGUCAGAAUGGAAAUAAUGGUGGUUCUGUUGGAUCUAAUACGCAAGGAGGUACGGCUUUCAUCCCAGUAUAUGUGGCCGGUGCUGCCAAUAACCGCCACCAGAACCAUCAUCGUGGGUCUGGCAACUGCAACCGGAACUCCCCAGGAUUUUCAACCUUGGUUGCAGCCACCUUGGCCUCUCUCCUUGCAGGUUUAUAUUACUAACAUCAGGAAACAAAUAUGUUGCUUUUUACAGUUCAUUAAGGUUUGUCUGUUGUGGGACUGGGCUUGGAUUAAUGUUUUGCUACAAAUAUAACUACACUGUACAAUGCGUUGGCUUUGGUUAAA
Carya illinoinensis is the source of this 946-nucleotide messenger RNA. RefSeq lists its product as uncharacterized. The coding region runs from base 293 to 823 and encodes 176 amino acids. The transcript is spliced from 2 exons. The record is from RefSeq and is a predicted model, not a curated record. Lineage: Eukaryota; Viridiplantae; Streptophyta; Magnoliopsida; Fagales; Juglandaceae.